AUGGUUCCCCGCCAUCAGAACUGUCGACAGCCUCGGAGGUCGAACAUCUGGUUGCUUGCUAGUCCGUCCGUUCAGACAGCGAUUUUGCUAUCUUCGGACCAAGUUAUUAUUGUUGAUUGUGUUUGGCAAACUUAUAAUUUUAGAGUCGCUAUUGUGCAUGGUGCUAAUGAUCAUGUCUCUAGGAGUGAUUUGUGGGUUGAUCUUCUUUCUUUCGUUGAUGGGAACACGGUUUUUAUUGGCGAUUUCAACGCCGUGAAGGGUGCUCAUGAACGUCGUAGUUUGGUGGCGCCUUUGAGAAGUUCUUGCAGUGAGUUUUGCGACUUCAUUGAGGCUUCGGAUAUGAUCGAAUCGCCUUCUUCUGGCAUUCGGUUUAUGUGGUCUGGUCGGAGAUUACUUCCUCGGCAUGUGGAAUCUAGAUUGGACAGGGCGUUCUUUUCCAUUGGCUUUGCGAACUUGUGGGUCUCGAUUAACACACAUGCGCUUCCAAGACUCACUUCUGAUGAUUCUCCCUUGAUUUUCCAAUGCAGUGCUGAGACGGGUAAGGGGAGACGUUUCAAGUUCUUAAAUAUGUGGACUUCUCAUCCUAACUUUCAAGAGAGAGUGGUGUCUUCUUGGGAUGUGGAGGCGCACGUUCGUUGUCCUAUUUAUAAAGUCAUGUUCAAGCUUCGUCGACUCAGGAAUGAUCUCCGGGUUUGGAAUAAAGAAGUUUUUAGGCAGGUGGAUAUGCAGAUCCAAUCUGAGCAGAAUUCCUUGCUUGACGUUCAGAAUAGAAUUUAUGACCUGGGCUACACGGACAUUUAUUUUGAUGAGGAGGUGGCUCAUCAAGCUCGGCUGACAUCUCUCUUGGCAAGGAAGAACAACCUUUUGCAACAAAAGAGUCGUGCGCACUGGCUGAAUGACGGUGACCGUAACACUUCUUUCUUCCAUCGUGUUAUUCGAUUUCGAAAGCAAAAUUAUAGGAUCGAACACUUGAAGAUUGGCGAUGCUAUCUCGUAUGAUCGGGGGAAUAUACAGCAGCAUAUUAUUGAUUUCUUCUCCUCUCUUUUUAAAGAAGAAGGUCCCAGCAACGUGAACUGGGAUUUGCUUGAAGGGAUUAUUGAUCAUUAUGUGUCUGAGGAUCAGAAUGGGAAGCUUACUCGUAUUCCUGAUGAUGAGGAGAUUAUGGCCGCGGUUUUUAGCUUGGAUGCGAACAGAUGCAAUGCUAGCACCUUAAUUUUGCUCCCGAAAAAGGAUGUGGUGGAGAAGGUGACUAAUUUGAGACCUAUCAUAUUGUCAAAUUUUUUCUUCAAAAUUAUUUCUAAAAUUCUUGCUACCAGAUUGGGUGGAGUGGCGGCUGUUGGGGUGUCUCCAAAUCAAUUUGGUUUUAUUGGAGGUCGCUCGAUUCACGAUUGUAUCAUGCUUGGUUCUGAGGGCUUUAGCUGCAUGAAUCGCACGGGCAAACGCUCGAAUAUGGCGUGCAAAGUUGAUAAUCGCAAGGCCUUUGAUACUAUGCGCUGGGAUUUUAUUCUGCAUGUGCUCCGAGUUAAUGGAUUUCAUGAAAAAUUCAUUGAGUGGAUUUCCAUUAUUUUCAGUUCUGCUCGGAUCUCCAUCCUUUAUAACGGGCAGUUGAGUGGCUAUUUUGCUUGUUCCAGAGGGGUGAGGCAGGGUGAUCCUCUAUCCCCGAUUCUCUUUGGCAUUGCUGAGGAUGUUUUGAGUCACUUAUUUCUCAAUUGUGUGGCUUCUCGUCACAUCAUUCCCAUGGAUUUCAGUAGAGGGGCUCGAUUUCCUUCUCAUCUGCUUUAUGCUGACGACAUCUUGAUUUUUUGUAAGGCGUCGAUGAGAAACGCUCGUAAAAUUAAAGAAAUUCUGGAUUUCUAUGGUGAUAUUUCGGGACAGAUUUGUAAUCCUGCUAAGUCUCAUGUUUUCUUUGGGAGUGGUGUCUCCAGUGUCAUGAAGAAUCAUGUGAUCAGUGAGCUUGGUUUUGCCAUGGGAUCUUUGCCGGUCACUUAUUUGGGAGUUCCGAUCUUCUCUGGCCGUAUGCGUGCUUCUUACCUGAUUGGCAUUUAUGACAAGAUUGUCAAUAAGUUCUCUAGCUGGAAGGGGUUACAUUUAUCUAUGGCUGGCAGAAUUUGCUUGGUUCGUUCUGUGAUUCAAAGCUCGGCGACACAUUCAAUGAUGAUUUAUAGAUGGCCUAAAUCUCUCAUUUAUAAACUUGAUAGGAAGUGCCGCAAUUUUAUUUGGUCGGGCAAUGUGGAGAAAAAACCCUCAUGUCCGGUGAGUUGGUCUCGGGUCUGUGCUUCUCGGUCGGAGGGUGGCCUUGGGGUUAGGUCGUUCUCGGCCAUGAACAGGAGUUUUUUGAUGAAAAUUGCCUGGAGGUUAGUGCAAGGCCGUGACUUCGCUUCAGCAGUUCUUGCCACGCGUUACUUGUCGAAUUUUGGCUAUGCCAAGACGUACUUGGCUUCUUCGCCUUUUUGGACGGGUGUUAGGGAGCAUGUGAGCACCUUGGUGAAUGACUCUUAUUCCUAUUUUGGUACAGGAGAACAUAUUUAUUUCUGGCAUGACGACUGGCUGGGUUAUAAGUUGGCUGACAAGCUCCAUAUUCCGAUUUUUAUGAGAGACUUCCUGCAGCAAGCUGUGAGCGAUUACUUCUAUGAUGGAGUUUGGCAUUUCACUCCGGAUUUUAUUAUUCAGUUUCUUGACAUUGUGGUGGAUAUUCUGCUGCUACCGAUUGGGGAGGAGGGUGACACUCGUUUCUGGAAACCUUCUGUUAGUGGGGAGGUCACUGCCUCCAUUGCUUAUGUUUCGCAGUCUUUGCACUUUCCCAAAGUCAUCUGGGAAACUUGGAUUUGGGAGCGUUUUAUUCCUGACAGAAGAUCUCUUGUUACCUGGCGGAUUUUGCAUAGGAAGAUGCCAACGCUGGAUGGUGUUAUCAAAAGGGGCAUGCACGGCCCCAAUAGAUGUGUGAUGUGUGGGACGGCUGAGGAGUCCAUUGACCAUUUGUUCUGGAAUUGCCGUGUCAUUCGGCAAAUUUGGGUGGUCUUUUUUGAUUGGUUUGCCAAGGCACACAUUUUGGAUUGCUUGGAUAUUCAUAGUGUGUUGGUUGCUGUCUGGAAUACACAACUCAGUCUGUUGGUUUGGUCCUAUUGGAAGGCUGGGGUGAUUAAUCUUAUUUGGAAAAUUUGGGACUGUCGCAAUCAAAUGAUUUUUAAUGAUGCUAGUUUCCAUUCUAAUAUGAUUCUUGGAUUCCUUAAAGUCAUGUUUAAGGAGAUGGAUUCCAAUUUCCCUAAGCUUAGGCGUUCUCAUAACUCUUGGCAGGACUACUUGGUGCUCAGGCGGAUUGGGGUCGCCAUGCGUGCUGCCCCUCCUCCUUUGAUGAUCGAGGUACACUGGUGGCCGUCGGCUGGCCAGUGGAUUAAGGUUAACACUGACGGUUCAGCGCUUGGUGCGGCUGGUGGAGUGUUUCGUGAUAACUGGGGUGCGGUCCGUGGUUGCUACCACUAUAAAGGUGGUACUGGGUUUGCUUUUGAAGCGGAGCUCUUGGCGGUCAUGCAUGCUGUUAGAGUUGCUAAUUUUCGAGGAUGGCAUUGGCUUUGGAUUGAAGCGGACUCGUCUUAUGUAGUUCAGCUUCUGCACUCACGUUCUCUGGAUGUCCCUUGGCGCUUUUUACCUCUUUGGAAACAGACGUUAAGUCGGCUUUCUAAUUUUCGUUUACAGAUCUCGCAUAUCUAUAGGGAAGAAAACAGUGCGGCGGAUAUUAUGGCUAAUCAUGCUCGGAUCGAGGGGUGGUGGCCAUUUGCUAUUGAUGAAAUUAAGACUGCGGUGUCUUUAGAUAUGGCGACCCACAGCCGUGUUCGUAUUAAGACUUGA
Salvia miltiorrhiza (redroot sage) is the source of this 3846-nucleotide messenger RNA. RefSeq lists its product as uncharacterized. Gene Ontology annotation, molecular function: nucleic acid binding; RNA-DNA hybrid ribonuclease activity. The record is from RefSeq and is a predicted model, not a curated record. The transcript is spliced from 2 exons. Lineage: Eukaryota; Viridiplantae; Streptophyta; Magnoliopsida; Lamiales; Lamiaceae. Bases 1 to 3846 code for a protein of 1281 amino acids.